Messenger RNA from Botrytis deweyae, 690 nucleotides. RefSeq lists its product as uncharacterized. The record is from RefSeq and is a predicted model, not a curated record. The coding region runs from base 1 to 690 and encodes 229 amino acids. The transcript is spliced from 4 exons. NCBI's taxonomy places the organism in Eukaryota, Fungi, Ascomycota, Leotiomycetes, Helotiales, Sclerotiniaceae.
AUGCCUGCCCCGAGGAAUAGAUGCAUUGAAUCUGUUGCUGAAUUUGUCAAACGCUACAAUCAACGUAAAAGGGACUGGGAAAAUCGUGUAAUUUCAGGGGUUCAAGUGGACCUAGGCAUUACAAAAGAGAAUCUUCGUAGGCUUGGUCAUUUGGGAAUACCAAAGGGUGUCAACAAAGAUAGUUUGAUUAAGCCGAGUGAAGACUGGUUGAAGGAACAUUCUGAGUUCCGUGAAGACUGGGAGAGCAUGAUAAAGAAUAUCCGUCGAGGACGAGAAAUCAUCGAGGCCAAGGCGCUUAGUGAUGCUUUUAUGAACGAUCCCAAUUCUGGAAUUAUACACGUCACCCAGCAUGAAAGACACAUGUAUCCAGGUGAAAUUAUAUAUGUUCUCGAGCCUACAUUAGGAAGCGGCCCUAGUCAACCAGUGCUUCCACCCAGUCGAGCUCAACAGAGUGUACAGCCGUCUCUUAACACUGCUGGAUUCUUAUCGGCAAAGCCAAAUCAGACUGCUGAUCUUCAAAAACACAGCAAACUCAACGACGAUGCCAUCAAUCCCAGUACAUCUUUCUUGAUGCCCUCUCAGACCCAUCCCGGCAACAGCAACCCAUUUUCAGCCACACCAGGUGUAAUUACAACAAUGUUUCAUGGUUGUAACAGCAGUAUAGAUGGAUGGAUCAAUCAAUGGCCAUGA